Aureobasidium musti is the source of this 1053-nucleotide messenger RNA. The record is from the annotation of a GenBank genome assembly. Lineage: Eukaryota; Fungi; Ascomycota; Dothideomycetes; Dothideales; Saccotheciaceae.
AUGGCUCAACACCCCGAAAACCAAGCAGCUUGGCUGAACGGGUCCAAGGCGACCUUGGUGGUUGGUGUUGCUCCUUACACACCUCCUGGCCCUGGCCAACUCGUUGUUCGCAAUGCCGCCAUUGGCAUCAAUCCAAUCGACUGGCUAAAGCAAUCUCUGGGUGAAACCAUCCUCCCUCAAAUCCGAUACCCUACUAUUUUCGGCGAAGACAUUGCUGGCACUGUCGUCGCCAUUGGUGAUGGAACUACUCGUUUCAAGGUUGGGGACCGUGUUCUUGCCGUCGCUGGCCUUAUUCCUUCGAACAACACUCCCGAAGGUGCCUUUCAACACUAUACUGUCGUCCGUGAGUGGCUGACUGCCCCUCUGCCCUCGAAUAUCAGCUUCGAACAGGGCUGUGUCCUGCCACUUGCCUUGAUCGUUGCUGGUCUUGGUCUCUUCGGAAAGGACUAUAUGGGCCUUGACCUGCCCACUGUUCCAGCCCGCCCGAAAGAUCCAACCAGACGCCGCGUUGUGAUCGUAGCGGGUGGUGCAUCUGCUGUCGGCGGAACAGCCGUUCAACUUGCUGCUCAUGCCGGCUACGAAGUCGUCUCUACCUCCUCCCCGAAAAACUUCGCUCUCGUCAAGAGUCUCGGAGCCUCGCAUGUCAUCGACUAUCACGACUCAGAUGUGGCAGACCAGCUUCUCAAUGCCGUGCGUGGCAGCGAAAUUGUUGGUGCUCUCUCGCUGGGUGACGGCACUGCAGAUUACCUGGCUACUGUUCUUAACAGUCAUGAAGGCCCUGUCAACAAGUUCAUCGCGCGUGCUGAGGGCAAGCAUGACGUCCCCGAGGAUGGAGAGGUUGAUGUCAAGUUCAUUUUGAUCUCACCUUCAGUCAUCGGCCCAGAAAGCCCUUUGAGGCCUAUCUUCGAAGGAUACCUGCCCAAAGCCCUGAAGGGUCAAUUUGUCCCAAGACCAACACCCGAAGUUGUGGGUAAAGGCCUCGAUCAGAUUCAGAAUGCAUUGGAGAUUCUUCGGAAAGGUGUUUCAGCCAAGAAGAUCGUUGUUCAGUUGUAG